This is a messenger RNA of Cadophora gregata, 1053 nucleotides long. RefSeq lists its product as uncharacterized. NCBI's taxonomy places the organism in Eukaryota, Fungi, Ascomycota, Leotiomycetes, Helotiales, Ploettnerulaceae. The transcript has 3 exons. The record is from RefSeq and is a predicted model, not a curated record. Bases 1 to 1053 code for a protein of 350 amino acids.
AUGUGGAGUCAAUAUUUUGCAGUCUUUGCAUCUUGGGGAGCGACCAUGGCCGUGGGGCAAAUCGAGUUCGACAACGGUUUGCUAAACGGCACUUCAUGCGUUGCUCAAGAGCAAUUCGAGCAGUGUCGCCUCGACAUUCUGAACGAUUCUAGUUGUUUGGAUAAUCUGGAGCGAGGAAAUCCCUGCGUCUGCCAGAAGCGAGCAGAGAUGCUCAACUGUUUCGGGAGCUACUGCUGGAAUUUUAUUUAUGGAUGCGAAUAUCAGGAAACGAUUCGCCAGUUCAUGCUCGAUUGCUAUCCUGAUCCUGUCUCGAAGCUUGAAUCGGUACCAUUUCGGCCGGCACCUCCAGAAGGACCAGGUGUCUGCUCUUGCAAUCUUGAGUCCAUGGAACAGGAUUUAACGGAUGUCUCAUCUCAGUACGAUACAUGCAUCGAUAUCAGGAAGAGUGACUCGAAUACACAGGAAUGGGAUUGCUACUGUUGCUCAACAAGCAGAACUCUCUCAAUUCCGAUCGACGUAUGUCAAAAGUCUGAUAUUACAGAGAUCCAUUUGAAUGCCUCGGAUGUGUCGACCGAAUUUGGCGAGCUCUGGCUGAAUUGCGCACCUGUCCUGGAGCGAGUUGACUGCAAGAAGAUAGGCUACAAAGCCCUGCCGUCUGCAACCCUCUACCAGCCUUCGAAUCUUCCAUUACCUGGCACUGAGCCACUUUCAAAUCUCCCUGGUCAGAUGUUGACCCCAGUGAGUGGGUGGACGUACUCUUGGACUCUGGGGACGAAAGAGUAUGUCGUGAGUGCAUUUUCACCAUCUGGUACUGUCAUCAGCACUCCCACGGCCUCUGUUCCUGGAGGGGCAUCUUCAGGACCAAUUUCAUCGACAGGAAGCGCAGGUAUAGGACCUACUAGUACUGGAUCUGCAGCUCCAAGUACUACCAGCACAUCAUCAGGCUCAUUCAGGCACACGAGACCACUCAGAUCACAUGAUGAGCAGAUCAUGGUAAUCAUCAUUAGCCUCCUCCUGAUUGCCUUGUUGGUGAUGGCCGGCAUGUACUUCUAG